Messenger RNA from Drosophila albomicans, 1405 nucleotides. Its product is annotated as C-type lectin 37Db-like. The transcript has 2 exons. Lineage: Eukaryota; Metazoa; Arthropoda; Insecta; Diptera; Drosophilidae. Bases 142 to 681 code for a protein of 179 amino acids. The record is from RefSeq and is a predicted model, not a curated record.
UUUUACUAUAUUUAUCAAUUGCUAUUAUUCACUCUUACUCAUUGUGACUGCAUAGGCACGCGGGUAUAAAAGAAACCCAAGUUUAUUGUGAGCGACGGCUUCAACGGAGGUGGUACGCGGAGGUUUGUAAUACGGAGAGUCAUGGCUACUUAUCUAUUAAUAAUUCUUAUUACUUUGGGAUUAUCAACGUCAUGGACCGAAUCAAAGGAGUGCGAUCCUAAAUGUGAAAAGGUCGAGCUUAGUGUUGGAAUACCAAAAGGACACAGACAGAAACAGAUAUUUAAAAAAAUUGGAUCAAAGUAUUAUUCCAUAAUUGAUGACCCAAAGACUUGGUACACCGCUGUUCAUAAGUGCCACGCAAAAGGUGGUCAAUUGAUAAGUCUGACUGAUAGUGUGACUCUGGCCGAAAUAAGAAAAGCAAGCAAAAAUAUCAAUUUCUGGAUAGAUCUCAAUGAUUUUGGCGAGCACGGCAAGUUCGUUUCCAUAUCGAGUGGCGAGAAAGCCAGUUUCUUAGAUUGGUGUCAACAUGAAACAAGUGCAAACGUAACAUCUGGAAACUGCGUGAAUAUUGACAAUAUAAAUUUCCCAAACCCCUGUUUAAAACUAGCUUCCUGCCUUGAUUUUAAUAGUUACAUUUGUGAAUCUCAAAUUCCGAGAAGUAUAUCUAUAUAUAUCGAGUGAUAUAAUUGUUUUUUUUCUUAACUUAAAAAUUAAUUUGUAAUCGUUAAUGAUUAACAGUAACCGCCCAAAAGUAUGUAAUAAUUUUUUAUAGAAUCGAAUGCCUAAGCUAAUACAACUAAACAUAUAAUACACAUAUUAUACAUUAAGCACAGUUCCCAGAUGAGUAAAAUUUUGAACGUGCGGAAAAGUAAUAUAUUUCACAAGUUCCACAAAUUUUAGAGUGAUCAAUUUGGUAACCCUAUGACACUAAAUUUGGCACGGAUAUACAAAAAAAUGAAAAUUUAUGGGCACUUCACUUAUUUUUCUAUUAAACAAAUGCAAUUAUUAAAAAAAAAAAACAGAUGAAAUGUAUUUUGUAUGCCGACAAUAUCCCAAGCACAUAUUAUUGUAACUUCAUUUCAAUAUUUUUUAUAUUUUAAAUUUCAUAUAUUGUCUUUUGACUCUGCAAUAUAAAUUAAUGCUAUUUCUCUGCCUCAAAGGCUUUCUUUUUAAUUUUUUUUUUAUUAUUUAUUUUUAUGCUACUCUUCACUUUGCCGAUAUGAGUGCGGAAUAAUAGGUUGACUAUUUCCAUCCAUAUACAUUCCCGUAUCGGAGUAUCAAUGCGCUUUAAAAUUUGAUUGUGAUGGAAUCUGCGGAACGAAAUGUCGCCACAAAAAUUUUGCUAGGCCGAUCUUUUUUUAUGCAGAAAAAUGUACUAUAUGUAACGGAAUAACUCAAUUUUGCU